AUGUCCCGAAAAGCACGUGUGGAAUAUGUUCAAAACAGUGAACCGGCUUUUAUCCGUCAAUUCAAACAGCGUGCCGGAAUCCCUAUCUCCGAUACAGUCGAUUCGAAGCGAUCUCAACUGCCCCAUGAUGAUGGUGAUCACGGGGAUCGUCCCGAAGCACGAGCCUUUUUGGCUGACUGUGCGAUCAAAGAGAAAGCAAAAGUUGAUCCCAAGAAUGACGGCAGUUCCGAAUUGUCGUCUGUCGCAGGUUUGUAA
This is a messenger RNA of Echinostoma caproni, 255 nucleotides long. The record is from the annotation of a GenBank genome assembly. Lineage: Eukaryota; Metazoa; Platyhelminthes; Trematoda; Plagiorchiida; Echinostomatidae.